ACAAUGGCGACGCGCCCGGUUUGCCCUCGACAUGCGGUGCAUUAUGCCGUAGCGCCGUCAAGAUGGUUGUCAAGGCCGAUGCUGUCUCUGUGCCCAAGAAGGCCCGACUGUCCCUGAAGGAAUUCCUCGACUUUGUACCGGCCUUUUUCCGCCUGGUCCUGGCUGCUCUCCACGCUGCGCUGACCGGGUUCUCACGGGGGCCGGGACAGGCGAAGAGUCUCUUCCUGCACGUCGGAUAUGCGAUUCUGAGAAAGUCGACGCAGAGACUGUCCACGGCGCAGUUGCAGGCGUUCUCCCCAUCGAGCAGCAAGACAUAUGCGCGGUUCGCUCGCCGCGUUCGCCAGACUCCGGAGACCGUCCAGCUUGGCCACGGCGCUCUGGGACACUGGAUCGGCGACAAGAAUGCGAAGAAUGUCCUGGUCUGGUAUCAUGGAGGAGGAUUCGCCCUCCCGGCCAACAUCGGAUACUUCCGUUUCUACCACAACGUCGUGAAGCAGGCGACCAAGGCCGGUAAAUCCCUGGCCGUCUUCAGCCUGACGUACACGCUUGCGCCGCAGGCCUCCUAUCCGACUCAGCUGCGACAAGCCGUCGAAUGUCUGCGCUACGUCCUCAGUGCCUCCCCCCACCGCAGUCCCUCGAAUAUCUGCCUUGCGGGCGACUCCGCCGGAGGAAACCUCCUUUUCGGCGUCCUGUCGCACAUCUCGCACCCACACCCGGAAAUCGAGCCAUUGGGGCUGCAAUCCGUCAAACUGGCCGGCGCGAUCGCUCUCUCGCCGUGGGUCUACCUCGAAACGGACUUUGGCGACCGGCAAAUUGACCCGACGGGUGAUCUGAUCGCAGACUCGGUGGCUAAGGUCUGGGCCCCGGCUUACCUAGGUGGGAGGCCGAGAGACAACUAUACGGACGUGGUGCUCGCUCCGGAAGACUGGUACAAGGAUUUCCAGGUGGAAAAACUCUUGGUGCUGGCGGGCGGCAAUGAGAUUUUAAUGCCGGUUAUCGAGGAGUUUAUGGCGAAGCUUACGAAAACAUUCCCCGAUGCAGAGCUCUUUGUUGGCGAUCGCGAGUGCCACGUUGCACCGGUGUAUAACCUGUAUCUUGGAGAUAAGACGGAGACGACUCAGGGUCUGAAGCUCUACUCCUGGCUCAUCGACUUGCUGUGAGAUGGCCUGAUAAAAGUAAUUGCAAAGAGGGAUCGGUUGGGAUGCACAUAACGAGAAUCAAAGUCUGGGAUAUUAUCAUUUAUACACAUGCCAUAAACCCUGAAUACAUCCAACACCCCCAAAAUGACCUACCACCUACCACUCCUCCACCAAUACACGAACGCUGCCCAUGUAGAAAGGUAAUCUGUGCAUAAUUUGUCGACGCUCCGCCGUGACCAUUGACGGUCGGUUCGCCGUUCUUCCCGUAAUCGAUCCAGCGUUCCGGCAUGAAUGGCUCGCCGGUCGCGCCCCAGAGCAACGGACAGCGGUUGAUGGCGUACGGACAGAGGACAAUGUGCGUUCCCUUCGGGAUACGAGUGCCGGCGACAGUGGUGUCGCGCACGGCUUCACGGAUCGUCGUCGGAACCGUGGGAUAGAGGCGUAACGCCUCCUGACAGACGCCGUUCAGGAGCGGAAGAGACUCGAGCGCGUUCCAGGUGACGGAAGAAGCGGCGGACGGGAUUCUCG
Molecule: messenger RNA, 1667 nt
Organism: Monascus purpureus
Lineage: Eukaryota; Fungi; Ascomycota; Eurotiomycetes; Eurotiales; Aspergillaceae
Source: the annotation of a GenBank genome assembly